Messenger RNA from Ochlerotatus camptorhynchus, 1233 nucleotides. RefSeq names its product RNA polymerase III subunit C53 (gene RpIIIC53). The coding region runs from base 135 to 1205 and encodes 356 amino acids. The record is from RefSeq and is a predicted model, not a curated record. The transcript is spliced from 3 exons. Gene Ontology annotation, biological process: tRNA transcription by RNA polymerase III. Gene Ontology annotation, cellular component: RNA polymerase III complex. Lineage: Eukaryota; Metazoa; Arthropoda; Insecta; Diptera; Culicidae. Gene Ontology annotation, molecular function: DNA binding.
CAAAACAUUGGAAGCACGAGCUCGAUGUGUACUCCUCUUUUUACUGCAAGAUUUUAGCAAUUUAAUUCUAGUUUCUCGAUUUUAUACUGAAAAUUAUACAUCCGCUGGCAUAGUGUUCUCCUUAAGUCACAGGCAUGGAAUCAACCGUCAAAAUUAAGCAUGAACCGGGUCUGAAAUCGAAACGGGCGAAUGCUACGGUUCCAGCUGCGGUAGCUGCAGCGGAAAUUCCUGCCACUGCCACCGUCAAAACCGAGCGUCUCUCGUCGUUCCGAGUGCCACGGGAUCUUACCCUGGGUGGAUUAGCCAAUGGUCGAACCAUCAAGUCAGCCCCCAACAAGAAAGUCUACACACCCAACCUGAAUGCCGUUCGAAACAAGGACACCAAUGUCAAAACCGCUUCCGUCGGACCGAAGCAACGUGUCAAAUCGGAACGGAAGGACAAAGAUUCCAAGGCCGGCGGCAGGGGCAAGGGCUCGUUGAUUCAAACGGCAGGCAUUUUCUCCGAGGGCCUGGCCCAGCGCACCCUGCAACAGCGAUCCAAGUACGACAAAUACAACAGCUCUUCGAAGGAACCGGGAGAAGCCAUCCGGAGGCCGGUCUACCGAACCGAAAUCAAAGUCGAUCCCGAGGAAGAGCGGAAACGGAUUUCCGAUCUCUUCGGGGACGCCGAAGAGAGCGAACUACCCUCGGAGGAUGCGAAAAAGCUCGACAGUGAAAUUACCAUGCCAGUCAAAUUGGAAAAUUUGGACUACAAAUUUAAGGCGCUGAAGCCCGAGGUCAAAGACGAAACGCCAAAACCCGAAGCUGGAGAGCUGCUCGAAUCAAUCAAAGACAACGGCAAUCAAAACAACUUCUUCCUACUGCAGCUACCGGACGCACUACCCGGUAAAACGGACACGGAAGUCCGGAAAACGGAAUCAUCUGGCGGUGAAGAAGAACCCAAGGCGGAACCACCUCGCUGCACAGUGCGGGAACUGGAAGAAGGAUACAUAGGCAAAGUACUUCGAUAUCGAUCGGGUAAAGUCAAGCUGCUUCUGGGGAGUACGGUAUUCGAUCUGACCAUGGGCAUGGACAGUGGAUUCCUACAGGAGCUAGUAUCGGUCAGUACCAACACGGAGGAACGCAGCGGGAACAUCGUCAACCUGGCCGCUAUCAAAUCCAAGCUAAAUGCCUCACCCAAUUGGGAACAUUUGUUCGAAAAGUGAUAUUCACAAGUAAAUUGUUAAAAGCCAA